GUAGCAGCUCUUGCCUAAACCAGCCCUCCUUGAACAAUGCGGGCUUGAUUAUGUACACCGACCUAGAGCGAAUCUUUAUUCCUAGAUUUAAUCUCAUCAAGGGGUAAUUCGUGGGAAAAUAAACAUACGUAUAUAUCGAUUUGAAAUGUGGACCUAACGCUGAGGUUGCAAUUUCCUUCCAACCGGAAGAGCAUUUGUUUUGGAUUAUUGGCAGGCAGAUAACCGUUUAAAGCCCAGUAAUCCAUCAAAACUCAAAUGCCAGAGUUCCUUUCACAGAACAGAGGCUUGGAAUCUUGAAAACGUGGCAAGAGAUAGACGUAAUCGGCACAGUUUCAAUAUUUCUAAUCAUGGCUUCUCCUAACCAACGGGCACCAGACCCAUGAUGUUGAGUUUGAGUGCUACAGACUGCCAUCUUCCCCUCAGACCAUCUUGUUACUAUGGAUAUUACUCCCCCUAUGUCAAAGACAGGCAGCUUUUUUUGUUCUCCAAGAGACCAAGCGUACUGCUUAUUUUGACCAUGAGCAGGACAGAGUGGACAGCAGCUGUUAAAAACAGAGAAAGAUGAAAUUUCCUUUCUUUUAGUGUCUGUCAACGAGCAACUGAAUAGAAAGGAGAGGAAAAAUAUCUAAAAUCAAAUAUUCUAGCCAGGAAAAGGAAGAUAACUUUUGUAAAUGAACUAAUUAAGAAUCUGGUAUGGCGUCGGAUCCACCGUGAUUCUUACUCAAUGCAUACCUAUAAAUAUUUCCUCACUCAGAAUACAUGACGGGGUAUACCAUGCUUCGUAACGGUGGUAGUUCGGGGAAUGGAGGCCAGCCAUGGGUACUGCGCUGGUCAAACAGGAUACGGUUGACCUGGUUGAGUUUCACCCUAUUCAUAAUCUUGGUCUUCUUCCCGUUGAUUGCCCAUUACUAUCUCACUACCAUCGAUGAGGCUGAGGAGGCUGGUAAGCGAAUCUUUGGGCCUCGGCCAGGCAAUGAGCUCUGUGAGGUGAAGCACGUGCAGGACCUGUGUCGGAUCCGCGAGUCGGUCAGCGAGGAGCUGCUGCAGCUGGAAGCUAAGCGGCAGGAAUUGAAUGGAGAGAUUGCUAGGCUCAACCUGAAGAUAGAGGCCUGCAAAAAGAGCAUUGAAAAUGCCAAGCAGGACCUCCUGCAGCUCAAAAAUGUAAUCAGCCAGACAGAGCACUCUUAUAAAGAGCUCAUGGCCCAAAACCAGCCCAAGCUUUCUCUGCCAGUCCGCCUUCUGCCUGACAAGGAUGACACUGGCUUGCCUCUGCCCAAGUCCAUACGCUCGUGUAGACUCCACUCCUGUUUUGACUACUCACGCUGUCCUUUGACAUCUGGGUUUCCUGUGUAUGUUUAUGAUACAAGUAGCUAUCCCUGGGGUGAAGGCCUGGACCCUUUAGUCAAGCAAGCUUUUGCAGCAUCAGCCAAAAGCAGUAUAUAUGUUACAGAUAACCCCAGCAUCGCUUGUCUGUAUGUGGUCCUGGUUGGGGAGUUACAGGAGCCAUUCUCCUUGAGUCCAGUCGAUCUGGAGAAGCAGCUGCAUGCAUUGCCAUAUUGGAGGACAGAUGGGCACAACCAUCUACUGGUGCAUCUCUCUCAAAAAUCCAUGACACAGAAUUUCCUUUAUAAUGUCAGUACUGGUCGAGCAGCUGUUGCCCAGUCUACAUUCCUGGAGAGUCAGUUCCGAGCUGGUUUUGACCUAGUCGUAUCACCGUUGGUUCAUGCUCUUUCAGAACCAAACUUCCUAGAGGUUCCUCCCCAGGUUCCAGUAAAGAGGAAAUUCCUCUUCAGCUUCCAGGGGGAAAAAGUGGAGUCACUGCGAAGCAGCCUUCAAGAAGGACCUCCGCGCUCAUUUGAAGAGGAGAUGGAAGGGGAUCCUCCAGCGGAUUAUGAUGAUCGAAUAAUAGGCACACUUAAGGCUGUGCAAGACAGUCACUUAGACCAAGUACAGGUGGAAUUUACCUGUAAGAAUCGUCCUCGGGCCAGUCUCCCAACUGAGUGGGCACUCUGUGGAGAGCGGGAGGAGAGGCUGGAAGUGUUAAAAGCCUCUACUUUUGCUCUGGUUAUAGCACCAGGGGACAGUCAGGUGGUGGCCUCAGCUGGCUGCAAUAUGCGGCUCUUUGAGGCAUUAGAAGUGGGCGCCAUCCCAGUUGUACUCGGUGAUCAGUCUAGGCUACCAUACCAUGAGAUGAUCCGCUGGAGUGAGGCAGCUCUCAUAAUUCCCAAGCCACGUAUCACUGAGGUGCACUUCCUUCUGCGUAGCAUUUCUGACAGUGACUUGCUGGCAAUGCGUCGCCAAGGUCGUUUUCUCUGGGAAACCUACUUUGCUACUGCUGAGAAUGUGUUUGGAACUAUUCUGGCCAGCUUUCGGACUCGUAUCCAGAUCCCUGCUGCCCCUAUCCGUGAGGAACCAGCCCAGGAAAUCCCACAUAAAGCGGGAAAGGCAGCAGGGACAGACCCUAAUAUGGCAGACAAUGGUGACCUGGACCUUGGACCAGUGGAAACGGAGCCACCCUAUGCCUCUCCUCGCUAUCUCCGCAAUUUCACUUUCACGGCAGCUGAUACCUACCGUGCCUGGAACCGCCCUCCAGGGCCUUUUUAUCUUUUUCCCCACACCCCCUUGGACCCCCUCCUGCCCUCAGAAGCCAAAUUCCUUGGCUCGGGGACAGGGUUUCGGCCUAUUGGAGGAGGUGCAGGUGGCUCUGGAAAAGAGUUUCAGGCAGCUCUGGGUGGUAAUGUGCCACGGGAGCAGUUUACUGUGGUCAUGCUGACCUACGAGAGGGAGGAGGUGCUGAUGAACUCUCUUGAGAGGCUUAAUGGACUGCCUUAUCUCAAUAAGGUCGUGGUGGUUUGGAACUCUCCCAAACUACCAUCUGAUGAUCUCCUCUGGCCUGAUAUUGGAGUCCCGAUUGUGGUUGUACAGACAGAGAAAAACAGUCUUAACAACCGCUUCCUGCCAUGGGACUCCAUAGAGACAGAGGCCAUCUUGUCCAUUGACGACGAUGCCCAUCUCCGCCAUGAUGAAAUCAUGUUUGGUUUUCGUGUGUGGCGUGAAGCCAGGGAUCGGAUUGUAGGGUUCCCAGGGAGGUAUCAUGCAUGGGAUGUGAACCACCAAUCCUGGCUUUACAACUCCAACUACUCCUGUGAGCUGUCCAUGGUGCUGACUGGGGCCGCGUUCUUUCACAAGUACUAUGCCUAUCUGUACUCCUACGUGAUGCCUCAAGCAAUACGAGACAUGGUGGAUGAGUACAUCAACUGUGAGGACAUUGCCAUGAACUUCCUCGUCUCUCACAUCACCAGAAAACCACCCAUCAAGGUGACAUCUCGCUGGACUUUCCGCUGCCCAGGCUGCCCCCAGGCGCUCUCACACGACGAUUCCCAUUUCCAUGAGCGACACAAGUGCAUCAACUUCUUUGUUAAGGUGUACGGCUACAUGCCUCUGCUGUACACGCAGUUCCGUGUGGAUUCGGUGCUUUUCAAAACACGGUUGCCACAUGAUAAGACUAAAUGCUUCAAGUUCAUAUAGGAUGCCAAAGCUCGGAGUAAAGAGGAACAGAAGAACGGGAAGCAGUGGUCUAAUUCCAUUGACACUUGGCCUGCAAAAACAACAGACAAAGCUCCACCAGGACACAGUGUUUCUCCCUACACCACUUGGCAGCAGCUUAAUUUGCCAUUGGGGGAAAAAAAAAGACACAAAACAAAGCCUUUCUUUGUAGUUUCAUCAGUGACCACUACAAAUUUCAUUUCACACCACUUUGAUUUCCUUUCAUGCAUUGGCAAGCACAGAAAACUUGUCUUCUAUGGCCCUCAAACAAAAAACAUUUUUCCUUUGAGAUGUGGCAGUCACAUGGCUUUUUUGUGGCCUUUGUCUUUUAGAUGGUUACUUAUUUUACUUUUUUAAUUUAAAUAAAAUUCUGUAUUUGUAAUGGUGGGGCAUGGUACAGGCAUGUGUGGUGUGGGGGGAGAAAACAAACUGGUUAUCGUUGCACUUUUUUUUUGUAAUUUUAGAUUUGUUACUUGGUGCAUUCUUCAGAAGGGUCAUUUCGAUAUUUUAUUCAUCAGGGUAUUUUUAUGUGCAAAGUGAACCAAACAUUUUGCUUUGGGUCCAAGGUUGUGAGUUUCAACUAUUUUCCCAAUUUGCUUCACUCUGUGAACUGCAAAGGAUGGAUUUGGGACCAGAAACUGCAUGUCUCCCUGUUUGAUUUUGCUACUGUUAUAAAAUAUAAAUGAUGGGUAUAACAUGGUCUUUGCUAAGGUUCACCAUACCGCCUUCAUUUGCUGUAAGAAUAUACUUCAGGCAAGGAAACUGCUACAAAGUUUUUAAAUUGUGUUAGCUAUAGUACUAUAUUUUUUUAACUGUAGUGAAAUAGACUUGGAAUAUGAGGAGUGAGUGGAAAGAUCCAUUCUUUGUCAUUUAAUGGAUAACAGAAAAAGCCUAAAAAUUCAGGGCAACCUUCUCUCUCAAAUUAUGAUAAUCUUUUGUCUGUAACAAAAUAUGGUUUCCAAUGCCUGACAUGAAUGUGUUUUGUCCCCAAAAAUGUUUUCCAAAAAAGGUGUGUACACAGUUUGGGUCUAAUUUUUAAUGAUGUGUGUGUAUUGUUCUGAAUGUUUCUUGUCAGGUUAAUGCCAAAAGAUGUAGUACAUGCAGCUCCUAAGAACAUAGAGUGAAAGAUGCAAAUUAUAAUAACUUGAAGGAAGGCCAGUUUAGCAGAGAUAGGUAUUUAAACCCACAUGUCAUGAGCUAUCAAUGAGGCUGGGUAAUUAUAAAGCACUACUUAGAUAUGUAUUCAGGACCUCAUUUUUACAUACUGUAUGUAUAUGGUAUGCAGCAUGAGCAAAACCAUGCUGGAUGUUUGGCCUUUAGUAAAGCUUCUUAUAGUAAACAGCUGGGCAGAAAGUUUAUUUUUUAAAGGCCUAAUCUAAGCUCUGUUUUCAAAAGCUAUGUAUCAUACAAGGUCACUUAUUUAUUUAUAUGUAUGUAGAUGUAUUGCCCUCUUGCCAGUACGCUUUGAGAAAAUCUGAGUUCUCUAUAGAUAGCAGAACUCCCAGGGCAAGCAGAGAUGCACUUCCCUUCAUGGCAAGAUCAACUUGUCUUUCAGAUAUAUAAAUUGUAUCGGAUAAAACAAGAUUCAUUUUCUAUCAUUUGAAGUUACCUCAGGAAGGAUUUUUUUUCUGUAGCCCUUCAGACCUACUGAAGUAGACCUUCCCUUUAGAUAUGUUAUCUUUCUGCACAACACAACUUCAGCAACUUUUAAUUGAGAAUGUUAAAAACUAAUUUUUAAUGUUGAUUACUGAAAAUAUGAUCCCAGCUAUAUAAGUCUGGUUCCUUUGUUCAGUUCAUCUAGAAUUGAUUGACCUUCAACGCCUGCUUCUAUUCUGAAUUGCAUUCCAGCAAUAAUGAAGAAGGGUAGAUGAUAGCUGUCAUGAAAGACAGACUGAGAGCCAGGUGCACAAGGCUGUUCCCCUUCCUAGGUGUUGGCAGGGGUGUUUUCACUCAGUUGUCGUGCUUGUUGUCAUCUGAAGGCUGUAAAUGUAGUUAGGGUUGCCUUCAUGAAAACAUAUGACUGACUUUCAAAUUGAUUGUACUGAUUGAGUCUCCCAUUUAUAGAGCAGUCAUUAUAGUAGUGCCAAGUAAACUCAAAAUAGGUAACUUUCUACAAUAUUGAAACCACAUAGUUGAGACCAGAAGAUGCCAUAUGCUGUACUAGACCUAAUAAGCUGUAUACUUUGUAAAAUAUUAUAGCAGCUGCAUUUAGACAGGACCUUAAUGACUUCACAAGAGGGCAUAAUGGUGAUGUUUUAGAAUUCCCUGUAAGUCUUUGAGGUAGUUUUUUAUAGUCCGUUCUCAUGUGUGUGCUUACAUAACUGUGGAAUUUGAUGUUUAUUAUCCAUGCUGAGUACACUCUAUGCUGCUUCAAAUGUCUUAGCUUGGUUGCAGUGUGUCCCCUUAUCCAUGAUCUCAGUAGCACUCAACAACCUUUGACCCAUAUCACCUGUACCAAGCUUGGCCUCAGCAGUGCCCCUGUAAAAAUGUAAAUGAUAAUAAAUCCCUGACAUUGUUAUAGA
Molecule: messenger RNA, 6068 nt
Organism: Lepisosteus oculatus (spotted gar)
Lineage: Eukaryota; Metazoa; Chordata; Actinopteri; Semionotiformes; Lepisosteidae
Gene: extl3
Product: exostosin-like glycosyltransferase 3
Cellular component (GO): membrane
Molecular function (GO): glycosyltransferase activity
Source: RefSeq, a predicted model, not a curated record